Notolabrus celidotus (New Zealand spotty) is the source of this 1970-nucleotide messenger RNA. RefSeq names its product peroxisomal biogenesis factor 2 (gene pex2). The coding region runs from base 273 to 1286 and encodes 337 amino acids. The record is from RefSeq and is a predicted model, not a curated record. The transcript is spliced from 3 exons. Gene Ontology annotation, molecular function: zinc ion binding. NCBI's taxonomy places the organism in Eukaryota, Metazoa, Chordata, Actinopteri, Labriformes, Labridae. Gene Ontology annotation, cellular component: peroxisomal membrane. Gene Ontology annotation, biological process: protein import into peroxisome matrix.
UUUUCAACAACCCGGAAGUGCUGUUUGUUUUCGUCGUAUCAGGGAAGAUUGAAGCACACUGAGUUCACCUUAGAAGAAAUAGAGGAAAAAGCAAAAUGCAGCCCCCCAGGGAUAUUCCACCUUCCCAGCAUCCCUCAGUGUUUAGUCCCCUGCCCUAAACACCAUCAUCCCCCUCCCGAGACACCAAAGCCAAGGUCAAGAAGAAAGUGCAGCCUUCCCCUGGCUACAGGCGAUUCCCUGGAUGCUUCCACCUUAGCACGGCUGAGCUGUGUAUGCUUCAGGAGCGUUCCCGCCUCCUUUAUUGUGACCGUCAGUUUCAAGGUCAGCUCCACGGGAGAGCAGGUAUGGAAAGAGAGGACAACCACGUUGACCCUCAGACUCCGGUCCUGCGCAUCAGUCAGCUCGAUGCCCUCGAACUCGACUCAUCCCUCGAGCAGCUCAUAUGGACCCAGUUCUCCCAGUGCUUCCAGAACUGCCGCCCAGGUCUCCUCACCCCGCUGGAGCCUGAAUUGAAGGCCCUGCUGCAGCUGUUUUUAUGGAGGUUCACAUUGUAUUCAAACAGCACCACUGUGGGCCAGUCUCUACUGAGCCUGCGCUACCACAACGUCCUCUCCUCGACUCCCCGUUACAGACCUCUGACCCGCAGGCAGAAGCUGGCUCUGGUCCUGCUCACUGCAGGUCCACGCUGGCUCCAGGAGCGCUCCCACAGCCUGCUGAUGGGACUGGGCUUGAGCCCAGGACUGUCUGAAGGACACAGGGGUCUGCUCCAGAAAGGUCUCCGCAGUUCCUUGAUCUUUAUUUCUAGCAUCUCGCAGCUCACCAGCCUCCUCAACUUUCUUGUGUUUCUGAGGAACGGACGGCAUCCUGUCCUGGCUGAGAGGAUAGUGGGAGCUCGUGCAGUUUUCAGCAAGCCCAACGUGACCAGGGACGUGGCCUACCAGUACAUGAACCGCGAGCUGCUGUGGCACGGCUUCGCUGAGUUCCUCAUCUUUCUGUUGCCGCUCAUCAAUACGAGGAAACUGAAGGCAUCGCUGUCUCUGUUUGUCUUCGGGGGAGGAAGCGCAGACAGAAACGGGGCAACGGAAGGAUCAGGAGUUUGGAGAGAGUGCGGACUCUGCGGGGAGUGGCCGACCAUGCCUCAUACGGUGGGCUGCCAACAUGUUUUCUGCUACUACUGCAUCAAAAGCCACAGCAUCGCAGACGCAUAUCUCACCUGUCCUAAAUGUGGGGCGGACGCAGGGCAGCCUGAGCCGGUGCACAUGGAGUUGGAAAUGAUGGGCAGGUGAUCGCCUGAGGAAGGGACUUUUGAAAUGUUGUGGAAAUUCUUCUUAAAUUUGCCUUUUUUUUAGUAAUAAUACAACUUUCUAAUAAUAAAAUGUUUUGUAAAGACAGAGUUAUAUUUAAACAUCAUGAAGGAGGUGAUCAGAAUCUGCUCUGAGCAUCAAGCUGAACAAAGAUAACCGUGGAUGAGUUUAUGACUGGACUUCAGUCUUUAUGAUGUCAGUGUCUUUUCUGAACACACAUCGACCUGCUGUGUUUAAUGUAUGUGUGCAUAUAUUGACAAUCCUCUGCCCCAUCCAUUUCUCCGGCUGGACUUUGGACAGAACUAUUUGUCUUCGGAGCUCUGGACAGACUGCAGAGAACCACACAGAGCAUAUAUUUGAUGAGGGAACGUGUUGAUUUAUGCUCCAAAUUGGCUGAGCACAAAUUUGUGUGUUUGUGAAUGAGUGUGUGUGUGUGUGUGUGUGUGUGUGUGUGUGUGUGUGUGUGUGUGUGUGUGUGUGUGUGUGUGUGUGUGUGUGUGUGUGUUUGUUGAAAUGGGAAUAUUUGUUCUGAUGAAAAAUGCAGAAAGUCAGCUGAAUAAAUAAUGGAAGGAAUUUCUGAUGCCUCUCAUCAUGGCCAAAUUAGCAUUUGUUGUGUAUUUUGUGCCUAAAUUGUAUUUCAACAUCAUUAAAAUUGAUAGAGUGCUA